This is a messenger RNA of Nestor notabilis (Kea), 2589 nucleotides long. RefSeq names its product KIAA0753 ortholog. NCBI's taxonomy places the organism in Eukaryota, Metazoa, Chordata, Aves, Psittaciformes, Psittacidae. Gene Ontology annotation, cellular component: centriolar satellite. The transcript has 15 exons. The record is from RefSeq and is a predicted model, not a curated record. Bases 1 to 2589 code for a protein of 862 amino acids. Gene Ontology annotation, biological process: protein localization to centrosome; centriole replication.
AUGGGACCAAGCAAGCCAACUAUGUCUGAUGCUACCCAGCUGUACAGGAGCGAAGCAAAGGCUUUACAGACACAGCUCCAGUUUAAUAGAAAUGUUCCUGCCGUUCCAGAGAACUUGGCUCUCCGAUUCUCUAACCCCCAUCCAAUUAUAAUAGAAAAACUGAAGGCAUCCAAUCAUCAGAGAAGUCUCACUGGAAGUGAGGACCCCAGCAUGAGAAGCUCCAGCAUGUUUUCAGUGGUAUCUGAAGAGAGACUGAAAUUGGCUAUUCAGCUAGCCAAAAGGGACAUAAAACGAAGACAACUUGAAGAGCAAGUGAAACAGCAAGUGUUUGGAGAUGCUGCCAGUAAACCACUGUUGGCUCAGAAGUCACGACAGCAGAAGGCUGAAGUAUUUGAAAGCCCAGAAAAUAAAAAUGCACUCAAGUCUCAAACUUGCUUGAAAUAUCAGCAGAAACUUGGUCAGGCAUCCAAAGUGGAGACUGCCACCUCCGGCGCUAAAGUUUAUCUCUACACACCAAAUGAGGGAAUGCUAAUCACAGCUGGUCUGGGCUCUCCACCCAGCCGUGGCACAGGGCCAGACCCCAAGCCAAACAUCAACAAAAAAGCAGAUAAAAGCAUGCAGGAAGUCCGACGGCUGCAUAAGGAGUUGAGGAACUAUGUCCAGAAGAUCGAAGAACUGACUAAAAAAGGUGGAGAGAGAGAAAUUUUAGAUCCUGAUAAAGAGCAACGAGUUUGCACUAGGAGACGGGAACAAGCUGCACGGUCAGCUCGGAUGCUUUAUGUACUCCAGCAACAGGUAAAAGAAAUUCAGGAUGAUUUAGAGAAAUUGAGUUCUCAUAAAAUCAAACAUACGAAAAAGUCUCGAGCAGUAUCCAGGUUGGCGGCAGCGCACAGAGGAGCUGUACGAGCCUUGCAGGCAUUUGCCAAUCAGUUUACAGAUCAAACAGAGCAGCAGAUUCCUACCCACUACAAGGAACUGGGCAGUCUCAUUCGACAACUCUCUCUAUGUUCUGCCAAGCUAGAAGUGGAUUCUUCCAUUUCUGACAUUAUCCUAGAUAUUUUGCUGCAAGUUGAAGAUCUGGAUUCACUGCUGGAAAAGAAACAAACACCCAAGAAAGUGAAGAAGUGUAUUUCAUCAUCUCAGGGCAAAUCUCCAAGGAACACUGAGACAUUUCCAUCCAGAAAGCAGCUUAUAUCUCCAAAAGGGGAAAACAAGCGUCUCAUUUUAAAGGCGCAACAUGGCCAAGAACCUAGAAAACCUCCAGCUUGUAGGAAAUGCUUAGUUGAAAGCUUAUUUUUGAUACAUGUUGCAGAUAUUUCAGCAGUUCAGAAGGCAAACAGUUGUGCUCAGAUAUUGCACAAUAAAUUCCAAGAAGACAGUGAACCACCUGCUCCAGAGAAAAAUGCCACUUCACAAGGAAGCGCAGAUGCAUUGCUGAGAGCUAGAGCUGUGAAAAAAGAUCCCAUGCUUGAAGGUGUCCCAUUGAAGAAGAAAGGUGUGUUAUUACCUGCAAAAUCACAGGGAACGCCAAAAUCUCUAAAAUCAAGAGAUAUACAGCCUCAAGCAAAGCACGCCCGAUUUCAAGAGGCAACUAUAGCUUUCCAGCUAAAAGAGAACAAACGACUUGCUAAGGAGAGUAGAAAUCCCUGCGUGCCUCCAAACCCUGCACACCCACCUGCUGCACCUAAGCGACUAGCAUGGCCUGAAGCAGAAACUUCAGGAAGAGUGAAGGUUCUCACUGACCUUCGCAGAGGUGAAAUGAAAAAAUACAAAAGGCAUAGGUCACGGAGUGCGUCUCCAACCCAGUGUGCAGACAGAGCUGAGAAGGCAGUACGGGCGCCCUUAGAACCUCUGUUGGGUAGGACACAGCAGGUUGCAGCAAAUGCAGAUAUUCUGAGUGAAAAGCUAUUGGAUGAUCUUUUGGAAGAUACUGCUCAGGAACUGAGGAGUAUGGAGCAGCAUGAGCGACUCCAGACCAAGGUUCUGCCUGUGGCUGACACUCACAGUCUGGAGUCAAUGUUGGAAAGAAUGGAAGAAAUUGAAAGAUACCAGGAGGUCAUACGCAGGAGAUUCACCCACAUUGUGUACAGUGAUUUGGAGUUCUGGGACAAGGAAGACAAAAAGGAUCAGCAAAUUGCAUCGAGUGCUGACAGACCUACCUCUCCCCCUCCGAUUCAGAUAACCACAUUCAUCGGGUGCACAGAGCCAGAAACGGACAUUUUAUUUGAAAAGCAUUUUGAUGGCAACAGUACUGAUGAAAACAAAGAAGCAGAGGAGAAACUGCAGUCUGGAAAUGACAUUCUGCAGCCCUUGACUUGGAAGUCUCUACAGAAAGAGGGCUGUGUGUCUCUCUCUGUGCCAAAACAUAUGCUCCAGAGCAUCUUGGAUUAUAACAGCAGAUACAAGCAUCACUUAAAGCUUAUUUCCCAUGAGGCAAUAGGCAGUUUCAAUCCCUGGCAGAUUGCUGAGAGUCUUGCAGAGCAGGUAACAGAAGAAGCCCUGAGUGACGUGGCAGCAGAGCUGCAGGAUGUUUGUGAGGAUUACGCAGAAGCUGUGUUCACGUCCGAAUUUUUGCAGCCAGCGCAGUAA